Messenger RNA from Cryphonectria parasitica EP155, 1362 nucleotides. RefSeq lists its product as uncharacterized. Gene Ontology annotation, cellular component: fungal-type vacuole membrane. The transcript has 4 exons. The coding region runs from base 1 to 1362 and encodes 453 amino acids. The record is from RefSeq and is a predicted model, not a curated record. Gene Ontology annotation, biological process: transmembrane transport. Gene Ontology annotation, molecular function: transmembrane transporter activity. NCBI's taxonomy places the organism in Eukaryota, Fungi, Ascomycota, Sordariomycetes, Diaporthales, Cryphonectriaceae.
AUGUCGAACACAAGCAAAGAAAAGCUCCCCGGCGACUCGACUACCGACAUCGAGAACGGUACCACCGCCGAUACUUCCCAGGAGUUAUCCGGCAGCGCAGAUGAGAAGACAGCGGCCCCUGCCAACAAUGCCUGGGGUGGCGGUGGCCUACAGCCUCCUGAUGGCGGUGCAACCGCCUGGCUCUGUGUCCUGGGUGUUUGGUGUACCUCUUUCUGCAGCUUCGGCUGGCUGAAUUGUACCUUAGCCGUGGGUGUCUUUCAGGACUAUUAUCAGAGUGAACUCCUCAAUCAGUAUUCAGCAAGCACCGUGGCAUGGAUCCCAUCGCUACAGAUCUUCUUCAUGAUGGGUUUGGGACCAUUCGUCGGCAUCAUCUAUGAUCAUUAUGGUCCACGCCUCUUGCUUAUCGUCGGCACAGUCCUACACGUACUCGGGAUCAUGAUGACCAGCCUCGCAACAGAGUACUACCAGAUCCUUCUCGCCCAGGGCGUGUGCUCCGCCAUUGGUGCUUCCUGCAUCUUCCAGCCAUCCGUGACAUGCGCUGCUGGAUGGUUCAACAAGAAGCGUGGUGCGGCCUUCGGCAUUAUGUUCACGGGAUCCAGUAUCGGCGGUGUCAUCUUCCCUAUCCUCGUGGCACGUCUGAUCUCCGAGAUUGGGUUCCCCUGGGCGAUGCGGACGUGCGGGUUCCUCAUCCUCUUCCUCCUCAUCAUCGCCAACCUGACCGUCCGCGGCUUCUAUCCCCCGUCGCCGCACCCUGUCAGCGCCACCCAGCUCGCCAAGCCGCUAAAGGAGGUGGACUUCCUCCUCAUCACCGCGGGCUUCUUCUUCUUCAGCUACGGCUUCUUCGUACCCAUCGACUACCUUCCCGUGCAGGCCAUCGCCGCGGGCAUGAGCACCGACCUCGCCGCGUACCUGCUGUCCAUCCUCAACGCCGGCUCCCUCUUCGGCCGCCUGUUCGCUGGCUUCUUCGGCGACAAGAUCGGCCGCUACAACAUCUAUGUCAUCGUCUGCUACCUGUCGGGCCUGUGGAUCCUGGCCCUCUGGAUCCCCGCCACGGGCAACGGCCCCCUCAUCGCCUUCGCCGUCCUGUUUGGUUUCUUCUCGGGCGCCUAUGUCUCCCUCAUCACACCGCUGGUCAUGGCCAUCUCGCCGUUCCCUGAGCUCGGGUUCCGCGUCGGCAUCGUCAUGUUGCUCUGUGCCGUCGCAGGGCUCACAGCGAACCCCAUUAAUGGUGCCCUCAUCGACGGGGCCAGCGGCUGGCUGGGUAUCAAGAUCUGGUCGGGCGUCUUCUGUGUGGCCGGUGCCUCCUUUGUGCUCAUGGUCAGGGUGAGACGUGUCGGGUGGAAGCUGGCUGCUGUAUAUUAA